This is a messenger RNA of Malania oleifera, 1458 nucleotides long. RefSeq names its product aspartyl protease family protein At5g10770-like. The transcript has 2 exons. NCBI's taxonomy places the organism in Eukaryota, Viridiplantae, Streptophyta, Magnoliopsida, Santalales, Ximeniaceae. Gene Ontology annotation, molecular function: aspartic-type endopeptidase activity. Gene Ontology annotation, biological process: proteolysis. Bases 1 to 1458 code for a protein of 485 amino acids. The record is from RefSeq and is a predicted model, not a curated record.
AUGGGGAUUCGUACUCAUAGGGUUAACGUUGAUCUCCUUUCCACAGUCACUUCUCUUAUAUUUCUUUGCUUUCUAGUGAGGAAAGGAAAAGAGUGUUCCGCUGCCGCCGCCGCCAGCCUCCCUAAUCAUUACAUGCUUCAAUCCUCCUCAUUGGUACCAUCCACUUCAGAUGUUUGCAAUCCCACCUCUCAAGGAGCAGGAGCAGGAGCAGGAGCAGGACCCAGAAACGGCACAUCCUUAGUCCUAGUUCACAAACACGGUCCUUGCUCUCAACUCGCCCGACCCAACCCAGCCGCUCCCAGCACUGCCACCGAAAUACUCGCCCGAGACCAGUCCCGAGUCGACUCAAUCCAAUCCAGGCUGUCGAAAACCUACCGACAGCCCGAUCAAUCCACCAGCAUACCCGCCAACUCCGGCCUCACUAUCGGCAGCGGCAAUUACAUCGUCACCGUUGGCCUCGGAACCCCCAAGAAAAACCUCUCCCUCAUCUUCGACACCGGCAGUGGCCUCACCUGGACCCAGUGCCUACCCUGCAAAUCCUGCUAUAAGCAAAAAGACCCAAUCUUCGAACCCGCCAAGUCCACUUCAUAUUCCAAACUUGCCUGCAACUCGACCCUGUGCUCGCUGAUCGCCAACUCCACCACUUUGUCCUCGAAUUGCUCCGACCCCACCUGCGCCUACGCCAUGCUGUACGGCGACCUGUCCUAUUCCGUCGGCUUCUCCGGACAAGACAAGCUCUCUCUCACCCCCUCCGAUGUCUUCGACGGUUUCCUCUUUGGCUGUGGGCAAGAGAACGAAGGCCACUUCGGCGGAACCGCCGGCUUGCUCGGCCUCAGCCGAGACCAAGCCUCCUUCGUCUCACAAACCGCCGCCAAAUAUGGAAAAUUCUUCUCGUACUGCCUCCCGUCGACGCCGAGCUCCGCUGGAUUCCUUAAAUUUGGAAACACAGGGGUUUCCCCCGCCACGAAAUUCACGCCGCUGUUGACGCCGGGCUCGUCCUUCUACCAUUUAGAAAUGAAUGCGAUAAGCGUCGCCGGCAAAGCUCUGCCGAUUCCUGCGACGGUGUUUUCCUCAGCGGGUAUUAUUGACUCCGGGACGGUCAUAAGCCGAAUACCUCCGGCGGCGUACGACGCCCUGAAGGCGGAGUUCCGGCGACAGAUGUCGAAGUAUCCGCUGACUGGGGCGCUGUCGAUACUAGACACUUGCUACGAUCUGAGCAAGUCCAAAGACGUGACUCUGCCGAAGAUUAGUUUGUUUUUUCGCGGCGGCGUGGAGGUGGGCGUCAACCCGGGGGGCAUUUUGUACGCAAACAACGCGACGCAGUCUUGCCUGGCUUUCGCCGGGAACAGGGACGACGACGACAUCAUCAUUUUCGGAAAUAGGCAGCAACUGACGGUGGAAGUGGUUCACGACGUGGGCCAAGGGAGAAUUGGCUUUCGGCCUGGAGGCUGUAGCUAA